AUGACACCUUAUAAUUUGAAACGGCGGGGACAUACCGCAACGUUUAUUUAUAAUAAAUUAUAUAUUUUUGGUGGUUCCGAGGAUGGUGACGUUGGAAAAGAUUUUUUUUAUAUCGAUUUUUCUGUCCCAUUUAAUACUCAAAAUUUAAUAGUGAAAGAUUUGUCAAACAUUAAUACUAUUCCAGAACAUACGUUUGUUACAUCCGUAAAAGGUGGUGCAAAUAAUAAUACGUUAUUCUUAUACGGGGGAUUCGGUCCCACUUCUAUGGAUUUGGUUUAUACCUUUGAUCCACAAACCAAUUUAUGGAAUAUUCCAAAGAUAAUUGGUGAUACUUAUCAUAGAAAGUACUCUUUGACCGGAAUUAUAGACGACAAGGGCAAAAUGUAUUUAUGGAGUGGAUUAGAUAUUCGUACGAAUGUUUAUAGUGAUAUGCUUAUUUUAGAUACAGUAAAUCUUGUUUGGGGUAAAGGAAGUUUUGCAUCAAUUAGAAGUAUGAGUUAUGCUGCCACUUUAUUGCCUGAUAAUAAUAUAAUUUAUAUGGAUUUACUAGAUUUACAGGUUUAUAUAUAUGAUACAAUAAAUGAUAAUUGGAAUAUAAAGUCUACUUCAGGAACAAUAUCUUCCUACAGAAACGGUUUUACCGCUGUUCUUGGAUUAGACGGUCAAAGGGUAAUCAUUUAUGGAGGUUAUAGGGAUGUUACUAAACCACCUAAACCUGUAGAUUCGCCACUCUAUGAAUUAGAAUUAAUAAAUUUUGAAUGGCGUAUUCCAAAAACAUCUGGGCAAACUUUGGCAUUCCGUUAUGGUCAUGCAGCAAAUGUAAUUGACAAAUAUAUGGUUAUAUCAUUUGGAGAUGGAUAUAAUCGUUCAAUUGAAAAUGAUAUUUUAUUGCUUGAUAUUAGUAAUGUCACUGAGUAUAUAUGGACGAACGAAUUUAACAGCUUACCACCACCAUCAAAUAAUGAACCGUCAUCAAUUAAUAAAUCACUUAUUAUUGGGGUAAUUGGUGUAAUUAUAGGAACUUGGGUUGGUUUCUUGUCCUUAGUAAUUUUUAUUGAAUACAGACGGUAUAAAAAUAGAAGUAAAGAUGAUGAUAACGAUCAAGUCGAAAAUAAAGUUCAUAAUUACGGACAAGAAAUAGUGCAACCAUUCAAAAAUGAAAAUAUUUUUAAUCAUGGACAAGAAAUAGUAGAACUACCCAAUAAUGACCAUAUUUUUAAUCAUGGACAAGAAAUAGUAGAAUUAACCAAUAAUGAUCAUAUUUUUAAUCAUAGAAAAGAAAUAGUACAACCGCAUAUUCCAGAGCCAGUAAUCAAUAAUAAUUACAAUCAUGAACAGGAAUCAACACAAAUUGCUAAUGAUAAAAAGUUAUCAUUACAAUAUGUACAAAAACUUGAACAAGAGCUUCAAGAUUUGAAACAAAUGAUUUUACAAAAUAAUAAUCAAUCCACUAAAAAUUAA
Rhizophagus irregularis DAOM 181602=DAOM 197198 is the source of this 1461-nucleotide messenger RNA. RefSeq lists its product as uncharacterized. The record is from RefSeq and is a predicted model, not a curated record. Gene Ontology annotation, molecular function: protein binding. Lineage: Eukaryota; Fungi; Glomeromycota; Glomeromycetes; Glomerales; Glomeraceae.